This is a messenger RNA of Camelina sativa (false flax), 599 nucleotides long. RefSeq names its product large ribosomal subunit protein eL42z/eL42y-like. The record is from RefSeq and is a predicted model, not a curated record. Gene Ontology annotation, molecular function: structural constituent of ribosome. NCBI's taxonomy places the organism in Eukaryota, Viridiplantae, Streptophyta, Magnoliopsida, Brassicales, Brassicaceae. Gene Ontology annotation, cellular component: ribosome. Gene Ontology annotation, biological process: translation.
CCAGAAAGUCUGGAAGUGCAGGAAACGGAUAGAGAGGAACCGUCAAAGGAAAAUGAUGCUUCAAAAGGCGACGGCACACACGAGCUUCACCCAAGAGCGAAAAUGGUGAACAUUCCUAAAACUAAGAACACCUACUGCAAGAACAAGGAAUGCAAGAAGCAUACCUUGCACAAGGUGACCCAGUAUAAGAAGGGUAAAGACAGUCUUGCUGCCCAGGGAAAGCGUCGUUAUUAUGGAGGUCAGACCAAGCCCGUCUUCCACAAGAAGGCUAAGACAACCAAGAAGAUUGUCCUGAGGCUGCAGUGCCAAAGCUGCAAACAUUUCUCUCAACGCCCUAUUAAGAGGUGCAAGCACUUUAAGAUCGGUGGAGACAAGAAGGGAAAGGGAAAGGGAAAGAUAUUACACUCAAAGAUAGCUUAUAUAAUCAAAAGACCAUAAAUACAUCUUGUGGCGUAAUAAUAUUUUGAUCCUAUAUUUGGUAGAUAAAAUUCUGCAACACAAAAGUCAAGUAGUUCUGUUCUGUGUAAAUAUUUCUCGCUGACAGAAUUUGCAACACUAAUAUCUGCGAUAAGUGGCAACAAUUCUACUCGAUUGUAAAA